Molecule: messenger RNA, 730 nt
Organism: Mucor mucedo
Lineage: Eukaryota; Fungi; Mucoromycota; Mucoromycetes; Mucorales; Mucoraceae
Exons: 1
Coding region: 48-575 (175 amino acids)
Source: RefSeq, a predicted model, not a curated record
CGACACUUUAUACAUUUCCCCUUUCCAUUCUUUUUAUCACAUCAAAAAUGAACAACACAAACAACAGUUUGCGGUUUGAUAAGGGUGUAAUGCGCUUAUCUGCAUUUGACCCUCAAUCCAACCAAUACGAAACACGUAUUCUUAAACUUCCGGAAUUACCUUUGCUUGAAUCUUUGGAGAACAUGUUUGAUAACAGUGGUAGAAAAAUACUACGUAUGACCAAAUCCUGCUGUAAUAGCAAAAAGCCUGUCAAUGGUAGUAGUACCAGUUUAAACAGUAUUGGUAGUCAACCACGCCGUUGUCAAUCACAACCCGACUUAUCCAAACAGCAACAACAGCAACAGCAACAACAACAGAAGCAGCAGCAGCAGCAACAGCAGCAACAGCGAAAGAAGACGGUCUUUGUGUCAUCUACUCGGUCUAAAAAAACUUUAUCAAGCGCAUUUCAAGCUGUAGCAGGACUAUUUCAAAAAGGAACAAACACUAGUAGCAACGAAAAGAUGAGUUUACAACAACGUCAAAAUUUGACUUGUGAUAAUUGGUGGAUGUCUAGUCCACCUAUCAGUUCAUGUUAAUAGAUUUAAUCAUGUAGCAUCAUUACACUCAUUUCUAAUCAGCAUUUCAAAAUAUAUAUUCCCCCCUUUCCCUUCCUUCAUAUAAAUCAUGAGAGCAUAAUUCUCGUAUAGUAUAACAAUAACAAUAAUAAAAGAAAGGUUCCAGGCCAACAAAA